GUGACACUGUGUAGUAAAGUAGCCUAUCUAAAAACAAACGGUAUUUUCUGUGGAUGGUAGUUGAAUGGCUUGAGGCUAUGGUUAGAGUAGAAAUAUGGAAGUGCCUCUUCCAGGUAACAUCCAUUCCACGUUUUACUUCAGCCAGCCUUUCGACGAAGUAUCCUAAGCAAGUGUGCGCAUUCAGCCAGGAUGAGACGGAACAGCGGCACACAUAUCAGAGACGAAACAGGGAUUGGGAAAGAAUCGUUAAAGAGAACGCAUUGAUCUGAAAAUUGGCUGGCGAGGGAAGCCAUUACCAUUUACAUUUCAAUAUUACAUUUGCCAUGACAACAUCUGAGAGGAUGCUGCGUCUGCACACCGACACAAUUUUAGCAGAGGGUUCUUAGGAACCUCCAUGCGCAAGAAGCAUAGGGUAUUCCAUGCGAUUAUUACCGUUAUUCAGUUGCUUAAUUUAUCCAGGUUUAGACUACAGUUACUAUGAAUAAUGAUACCGGAUUUUUAUUUCUCUCGCUGUUGUGAUAUAAAGAAUUUGCGGCAUAAGAUGCUAACGCGCAAGGUGCAGAAUCUCAUCAUAAAGGUACAAUCUGGGAGGCGUAGGGAGACAGACUUCAGAGUCUAAAAUUUAAGAUGUAUACUCAUGAUGCAAAAUUGGAGCGCAAUGUUUCAAUCGGAGGGAGUUCCUCUACACCAAACCAUUGUCACAGUGUAAGCUUGAGUUUUGAAUGAGACAUUUGGAAACUGUAUCUAUACGGAUGAAAGCUCACGAACCAGCUCGCAUUCCAAGAGCAGAAUACAUCUCAAACAUCCUCAAUGCGAAAUGAUACGACUAAUCGGCUUCAGGACUCCAACAUCUUUAAUGGCAUUUAUGACAAGAAGGUGGAAAGUUUUAUUGGUCCUGAAUUUGUUGGCAGUUGGUGGAUUCAUUACUUUUUGGGGCAAGUGUAAUAUACGUACGUCCAAAGGAAUUGGUUUAGAGGCUUCGGCUGAUGUGAGAAGACACACACGUUUGAACAUCUCUGGCCAAGACACAAGCAUCACUAACGAAAUCCUGUUAAGGAGACUCGGGUCGCUGGAAGACGUGGUGUACAGGCAGCUGAACGGCUUGUCCAAAUCACUGGGGCUCGUUGAAGGCUUUGGAGGUCGUGGUAGAGGAGGUCUGCCAGCAACCUUAGCUCCAGCUGAGGAGAAAGAGGCCAAAUACCUGAAGGAGAAAUAUGGCUACAAUGCAUAUCUCAGUGACAAGAUAUCACUGGACAGAUCCAUCCCCGACUAUCGACCGAGCAAGUGCAGAAAGGUCUACUACCCAAGAGACCUCCCGCAGAUCUCCCUCAUCUUCAUCUUUGUGAAUGAAGCGCUCUCUGUCAUCCUGCGCUCUGUCCAUUCAGCCGUCAAUCACACACCGGCCCACCUCCUCAAGGAGAUCAUCCUGGUGGACGACAACAGCGAUGAAGAGCAAUUGAAAGGGCCGCUGGAGGAGUAUGUCAACAAGCGCUACCCGGGCCUCAUCAAAAUCGUGCGCAAUCAGAAGAGAGAGGGACUCAUCCGUGCACGCAUCGAAGGCUGGAAAGUGGCCACUGGGGAAGUGACAGGCUUCUUUGAUGCCCACGUCGAGUUCACUCCUUCCUGGGCUGAACCGAUUCUGGCUAGAGUCAAGGAGGACCACACGAGGAUCCUCCUGCCCUCCAUAGACAACAUCAAGUAUGAGACCUUUGAGCUGGAGCGCUAUGAGAACUCUGGCCACGGCUACAACUGGGAACUGUGGUGCAUGUACAUCAGUCCUCCGAAGCAGUGGUGGGAUGAGGGUGACACCUCAGCGCCCAUCAGGACUCCUGCAAUGAUCGGGUGCUCUUUCGUCGUGAACCGCGACUACUUUGGAGAGCUGGGUUUGCUGGACUCUGGCAUGGAUGUCUAUGGAGGAGAGAAUAUUGAGCUUGGAAUCAGGGUUUGGCUGUGUGGUGGCAGCAUGGAGGUGCUGCCUUGUUCCAGGGUGGCCCACGUUGCCAGAACCAAAAAGCCGUACCACAGCAAUAUCGCUUUUCACACUCGCCGCAACGCACUGCGGGUCGCAGAGGUCUGGAUGGACGAGUACAAAUCUAACGUCUACUUGGCCUGGAACCUCCCCAUGGAGAAUCAUGGGAUUGAUUACGGUGAUAUAUCCCAAAGAGUGGCACUAAGGAAAAGACUUCAGUGCAAAGAUUUUGAGUGGUACCUGGACAACAUCUACCCAGAGAUGAGGAGGUACAACAGCACUCUGUUUUACGGAGAGAUACGCAACAGCGAUGUGACAAAUCUUUGUAUGGAUCAAGGUGAAAAGGAGAACCACACAGCUACACUGCAUCCAUGUCAUGGGUGGGGGCCUCAGCUGGGUCGCUACACUAAGGAGGGCUACCUGUUCAUGGGUCCGCUGGGCAGCACUGGGGAAGACACACACUGCGUCAUGGAUGAUCGAGUCAGCAGCUCUCCUCAGCUCAUCAACUGUGAGAAAAUCUCCAACGUAGAGCAAAAGACAUGGAAUUUUGCUCAGAAUGAGGCGAUCAUUAACCGGGCCACGGGCCGUUGUCUGGAGGUGGUGCAGGCUAACGUGCUCUUCGGCUACAUGCUGGUCCUGAGGUCCUGCACUGGCCAGAGGUGGACCAUCAAAAACACAAUGAAGCAGUGAUCCACCACAGCCAACCUACUCCCUCACCAGGAGACGCUGGAUAAGAGAGGACAAGCGGAUAAGUGUGUCCAAAGUGCUGCUUUCAAGAAGAAAUGGUUGUUAUCUGCGGAUGCAGCUCGAUUAAGUACCAAAAAACAAUGCUCACGCGCACUCAACUACUCUGAGUGCUGACAAACAUGCCAACAGGCCCCCUCUAAAAAGGGAUGGAAAACAACGACUAGAACCAUGAACAGUGACUUGCUAAACCAAAACAAGACAUGCUUGUGGUUAUCAACUGAAAAAAAUUCCCCUCAGGGAUAAAAUAUUUGUUCACAUUCAUAUCAGUGAAUGACAUUUAUCUACAAUACAACUCAUUCUGCAAGUGUAGUGACCAUGGUGUAUUUCAGGCAUCCAUUUAUUGUGUAAGUGAGAUGACAUAUUGCCGUUGCUGGGAAGCAUUAAUCAGUGUGCUUGGAAAAUAGUUUCUAGGGUCUUUUUGUUCUAAGUAUUGCUUUGAAAUAUGGAUUCAUUGACUCCAUUGUGAUCAAAGUGCCCCCUUUUCUUUUGGUAUGAAACGUGAAUCAUUUGAAGCAUUCAAUAGCACUACAGUAGCAUGCGAUGGUUAUUUGCACAUGGGGAGUUCUACGUGUAUCAAUAAAGUUUUUUAUAUAUCCCAGAGAGAGACACUGUAUCUUGGUGUCCUAUAGGAACACAGAGCAAAAAAUGAAAAAAAGACAUUAAAUAUUCACAUAUUUAUCACUAAAUGGAAGGAUUUAUGGAGGGGGGCAUUGUGGGACAAUAUUACAUACGGUAAAGAGUACUGCAGAUUUGUAUUGUUUUAAAUGAGAUAUGUAUUGUAAUAUUCAACUGUUUCAGUGGUCAUGGAAUUUCCCAUAUCGUCUUCCAUUUUGUAGUAGCAUCUCUUGGUUUGAAUAAAAUUCUGAAUUCUG
Messenger RNA from Clupea harengus (Atlantic herring), 3588 nucleotides. RefSeq names its product polypeptide N-acetylgalactosaminyltransferase 17 (gene galnt17). The record is from RefSeq and is a predicted model, not a curated record. Gene Ontology annotation, cellular component: Golgi apparatus. Gene Ontology annotation, biological process: protein O-linked glycosylation. Gene Ontology annotation, molecular function: polypeptide N-acetylgalactosaminyltransferase activity. Lineage: Eukaryota; Metazoa; Chordata; Actinopteri; Clupeiformes; Clupeidae.